AACUGCUAAGGUCAUCAGUCCCAAGCUUACACACAACCUAAAUUAUCCUAAGGACAAACACACACACCCAUGCCCGAGGGAGGACUCAAACCUCCUCCGGGACCAGCCGUACAGUCCAUGACUGCAGCGCCUGAGACUGCUCGGCUAAUCCCGCGCGGCUAUUACUAGAAUAGCCUGCUGUGCUUAAAGAAAUGUAUGAAGAUGCACCCUUUCAAAUAUAACGAAACCGUGUACACGCUGUAUUUAAAAGAAUAAAUUAGCAGAGCUUUGACUCGUCUCUGACAAGAGUUUCGACGUGAUGAAUUGCAUUCUGCGUCUCCAGUGGGUGUGAAAUUCCUCGCUUAACACUCUUGCUCCAUCUUUCUCUUUAUUACGUCAUUAGCUGAAAUGUACAAAACGAGUUGCCUGACCUAUUGUGCGAUGGCACAUUUACAUAAUUAGUGAUGGGACACAACAAAUGAAUUCUAUAAAUGUAGCCGUUGCGCCUUCGUUCAGUGGAUCAGUUUCCGACCGGCGCCAUCAGUAUUACGUGUAUAUGUCAUAUAUCUGGCCUUGUAACAUUAACCAAAACGGCCUUGCUGUUGUGGUACUGCGAACGGCUGAAAGCAAGGGGAAACUAAAGCCGUAAUUUUUCCGAGGGCAUGCAGCUUUACUGUAUGGUUAAGGGAUCACAAAUUUAGCAUUGGAGGGCAGCGUGGAGAGUAAAAAUCGUAGAGGGAGACCAAGAGAUGAAUACACUAAGCAGAUUGAGAAGGAUGUAGGUUGCAGUAGGUACUGGGAGAUGAAGGAGCUUGCACAGGAUAGAGUAGCAUGGAGAGCUGCAUCAAACCAGUCUCAGGUCUGAAGACCACAACAACAACAACAUGUCAUAAUAUAAAUACGAUCCCAUAAUUUUAAUUGAUUUCGUUUAAACACCCCCUUAACACACUUUUUACCCGUUUUUUUCAUCGUCAGUCUUCCAACACAUAAAUCGAGCUGCUUGUCUCGACUGGCAAUGAUUUGUUUACCCGCACGAAAAACUCGAUUAUUAGGCUGAUACGAGAACGAGUUGUUGAACCAGAAACAGCUCUCGUAUCUCGUCAGGGGACAGUUGCAGCGGCAAGUAGCAGGUGAGAGGGGAACCCCCUGCGGGAGCAGACAGGCGACGGCGGCGGCGCUGGGCGCCCCCCACUCCCGCUCCCUCUCCUUCCUGGUCCCCCUCCCCCUCCCCCUCCCCGCCCGUCCCUCUCCCCCUCCCCUCCUCGCCCCGUCCCGUGGUUUUUGUGGGCACGUAACAAGAGUGGCAUCUGUGUACAUUUGGGCAUCUUCCUCAUUUCUAUAAUCGUGCUGCCCGCCCCCGCCCCCUUCCCCCACGCCUGUAGAUGUUCCGCUGCGCUGCCCCGCUUGCAUGCCGCCCGGACCCCGCACGCCGCCCUCGGCCCAGCGUCAUGUGUUUGUUACACGUGUUCUCAACAGGAGCCAGGCUCACCGACCCGGCCGCCAAUCAGGCGCCGCGUGUGCGACUCCGAACAAGGAAUACAGCGUCCAGCUGACAUUCAGAGAGCAGUGGAUGGACGAGCGGCUCAAGUUCAAUGACUUCAAAGGAAAAAUAAAGUACCUGACACUGACAGACGCCAACAGAGUAUGGAUGCCAGAUUUAUUUUUCUCUAAUGAAAAGGAAGGACAUUUUCAUAACAUUAUCAUGCCCAACGUUUAUAUACGUAUUUUUCCUUACGGAUCGGUGCUCUACAGUAUCAGAAUCUCUCUGACGCUCUCCUGCCCGAUGAACCUGAAGCUGUACCCGCUCGACAGGCAGGUGUGCUCGCUGAGGAUGGCCAGCUAUGGUUGGACGACUGAUGACCUGGUGUUCCUGUGGAAAGACGGCGACCCGGUGCAGGUGGUCAAGAACCUGCACCUGCCGCGCUUCACGCUAGAGAAGUUCCUUACCGACUACUGCAACAGCAAAACCAACACAGGAGAGUACAGCUGCUUGAAGGUGGACCUGCUGUUCAAGCGCGAGUUCAGCUACUACCUGAUCCAGAUCUACAUCCCGUGCUGCAUGCUGGUGAUAGUGUCGUGGGUGUCCUUCUGGCUCGAUCAGAGCGCCAUCCCGGCACGGGUGUCCCUGGGCGUGACCACGCUGCUUACCAUGGCCACCCAGACGUCGGGCAUCAACGCCUCCCUGCCCCCCGUGUCCUAUACCAAAGCCAUCGACGUGUGGACGGGCGUGUGCCUCACUUUCGUGUUCGGCGCGUUGCUCGAGUUCGCGCUCGUCAACUACGCGAGCCGCUCGGACAUGCACCGCGAGAACAUGAAGAAGCAGCGCCGCCAGGUUGAGCUGGAGCACGCCGCGCAGCUCGAGGCGGCCGCUGACCUGCUCGUGGAGGACGGCAGCACCACCUUUGCCAUGAAGCCGUUGGUGGGACACCCGGGCGGUCCGGCGGCCGCAGCGCCCGGCCUCGCGGGCCUGGACAAGGUGCGCCAGUGCGAGAUCCACAUGCAGCCCAAGCGCGAAAACUGCUGCCGCACCUGGCUCUCCAAGUUCCCCACGCGCUCCAAGCGCAUCGACGUCAUCUCGCGCAUCACCUUCCCGCUCGUCUUCGCGCUCUUCAACCUCGUCUACUGGUCCACCUACCUGUUCCGCGAGGACGACCGCGAGUGAGCCGCCAGCCGCCGUCGCAGCAGCAGCCAGCUACGUGGGCCGUCAUCGCCAGCACACACACACAAACACACACACACACACACACACACACACACACACACACACACGACACACAAGCUCACAAGCACACACAGACACCAGCAGUCUGCACACCGACACACAUUUGGACUAAGCAGGGUCAUCCGCGGCGGGCUGCCUCCGCCUUACAACCUUCCUUACAGCACGAUUACCUCCCUUCCCACGCCCCCGUACAAAAAACACGAAUACGAUCCCUUCUCCCGCCAAUACUUCACACGUAAGAAAAUUGUCGCCGUUAAGCUGAUCUACUACUAUCAUGAAAUGUACUUUUGUGUCACCUGUACCGCAGAAAAAAAAUAUUUGUAAAUGUGUAGAUUUUUACAGUUUCGUAAUUAAACAAUCAGCUCCUUGCACGAACACUUUCUAGACUGCACACUAUAGCUGUCAGAACACAGUCACCGACACAUUGGGAAAGGACUGAACUCCUUGUAUGUCUUCUCCCGCAUUGACGCUCAUUUUCUCUGUAGGGAUUUUCCCGAUCCUCGUACGUAGCCUGCCUGUGUUACAAUGAUGUAUUACUCUCCCCGAGCCAGAGUGGCGUACUAGCAUUCCUGUGUCAGACUGGCGUAUCAGUGCAACAUGUUUACACCUCUAGGGACUACCAUUACUCAAUACUCAGUUUAAUGGUAAUUGUCGGCUGUACGAUAAUACAGACAAAAUGACUUUUCGCUCAUCUUCAGAGACAACUUUUCAAUGGGUGAAAACGCAUGUGUAUGUUGUUACUUUUGUAUUCUUCGAAAGACGGAUGCCGUCGGUGUACGUACUGACUACUUCUGCGAGUGAGAUUGACAAUCGUCUUCCCUUACAGGGCUACGGUAGGUAUAUCUAGAUGUAGAAUAGUUUCCUGCCGUACGUUACAGACUCUCAGCCGAAUUCAAAGGAAGAUCUGUGCCAUUUUCCCACAUUCAGUGCGCUCUUUGAGAACGAUGCUGCUAGCCUUCCUCAGUAUGAAUCUGACUCAGCAUCUGAAGAAACCUGGAAGUGAGAGACAAUAUGCCCCUAUCUCUGACGACGAAUUCUCAAUGUCUUCGAUGGACAGAGGUAUGUUAAGACAUUCCUACUGACACACUUGACUAAGUACUUGGCAGUGCGACAUAUAAUGGCUCGUAAAGCAAUCAGAUUCAGUGCUGAUCUGUCCUAUGGCAUGGCCACUUACAGUACUUGUAUACUUUUGCGAGAAUCAGUUUAUAUUCGAGGCAGAUAACGUUAGAUGCAUCCAGGGUGGCAGAGUGACAAAAUCAAAAUUUUACAGAAGCUCGUUCCACUUAAGGCGGUACUUUUUUUGGUAUACUGAAUAGCGUUACUUGGCGCUAUGAACUGUCGAUUGUUUUUGCAUAAAGUAUCACUUCUUCUUGUUACGAAAACCUGUGGCCAAAAUGUGAAUCCUUCUGCCCUCCUGUAAGCAUCCGACAGGUGAGACACCUUACGAUUUGUUUUACUUUCAGACUAUUUUGUUUUAUAGCAACGUGUCUCUGUGUGGUGGAGGCUAAACACAUAUUAGAUCCAGGUCCUUAGAUUUUAACUGGGAAGACGAAGAAAAUGAUUUCACUCUUGUGAGUUUAUUUCACGCUUCCGCACAACAAAGUAAUGACAAAUUGACGCUAUUAAAUCUAAGGUUCACGAUGUAAACGUCUUCCAAACAGCAUUAAUUAUUUGCCUGGUUGUAAAAGUGUUGCUGAUCAGUUUCUAAUUCACUGUGUGAUAUGUGGUGCUUUAAUUAGUAAAUAAAUUACUGGCGUAGAAGUGACGGUUUUGUUUUGGCCAUUGAAAUUUCAUAAUUUUUGGGAAACUACAGUUUAAAUUAGCUAUGUCUCUACUUUAAUGUGCAGGAGCUACUCGUUACUCGAAAGGCACAAGAAAGUUUUACCAGAAUGAGAGCCCUAAAUAGAGAGGCAGAAGGGUUCAUUUCACACACGGUCUGAAAGUGACACGUGAUGUUUGGUCGUGGGUUGCAAGCAACCAGGUUGAAUUGGAAGUUUCCUUCUGGGCAUUACAUUCUCGUUCGUUUCUAUACUACCUAUACUGCUUUAUCCGUAGCGAGAAGCGUUAAUUGAAAUAUGGAAAUGUAUUACCCGCUGCAAAACAUACUCGUAAUAACCGUAGGUGCAAAGCGCGUGUGCGCCGGGCGGGACGUAGAGCUAGAGAUAGACUUCAGUCCGCAGGCGACAGCCACACGAGUUCGAGCCGUGCAGUGCUCUGACCGCGUCGGGCGCCGGGAUCAGGCGCACACACGUAGCUUUGCUGGUAGCCGUAGCUCACAGCAGCGAGAGGGUCGCUACCCGUCUGAGCGGUAAUACCUUGUUAUUGUUUGACGGUUACUAUUAUUUGUAUAUUCUAGAAAUGUGUGUAAUGUUUAGCACUUAGCACGAAUAAAUAUAUGAAAUAUAUUAUAUACGUAUAUAAAAAAACUGUGAAAGCGCAAUUAUUUUUGAAAAAUGAGAGUGAGUUUGUGAAGAAGAGGAAGGCGCAAGCUUUGAUAGUGUUUUCGCGUUAGGAGACGUAGCGUAGAAUAGAGGAGUACCGACAUCUUGUAAUCUAAUGUUGUGCUAUUUUGUUAACUUCAUUAUGAAACGUCAAAAAACUUUAAAAGAGUCUGAGUGAACAGAGAAUAUCGCAGUAAGUCAUUAAAUGAUGAAUUAAAGUUGUAAGGUUGUUUAUUGAAUGUUGUCAUGACUGUUGUAAUAAUAAAUGCACAUUUUGAAAAAUA
Schistocerca gregaria is the source of this 5426-nucleotide messenger RNA. It is a transcript of the gene GluClalpha, whose product is annotated as glutamate-gated chloride channel. The record is from RefSeq and is a predicted model, not a curated record. NCBI's taxonomy places the organism in Eukaryota, Metazoa, Arthropoda, Insecta, Orthoptera, Acrididae. Gene Ontology annotation, biological process: regulation of membrane potential; signal transduction; nervous system process. Gene Ontology annotation, cellular component: neuron projection; membrane; synapse. Gene Ontology annotation, molecular function: extracellular ligand-gated monoatomic ion channel activity; transmembrane signaling receptor activity; neurotransmitter receptor activity. Bases 1388 to 2641 code for a protein of 417 amino acids. The transcript has 7 exons.